Molecule: messenger RNA, 1603 nt
Organism: Clupea harengus (Atlantic herring)
Lineage: Eukaryota; Metazoa; Chordata; Actinopteri; Clupeiformes; Clupeidae
Gene: trim110
Product: E3 ubiquitin/ISG15 ligase TRIM25-like
Exons: 7
Coding region: 182-1330 (382 amino acids)
Molecular function (GO): protein binding; zinc ion binding
Source: RefSeq, a predicted model, not a curated record
CAUGGCUCAGUAGCUCCUGCACUCAUAGGUCAGCCUCUCAGGUUAAGUAGAGAUGGGAGUGCGAUAAGCCAGGCAUUGGCGUACUCACUCACUCAGACUUGUGCACUGCUUCACCAGGAUCAGGCUUGAUGGCGAACAAACUCUGACAGACAACAUCGGUGGGACCCAGACAGCCAUCAUCAUGGGCUCAAUGGACGAGGAGCUCACCUGCCCCAUGUGCCGUGACCUCUUCAACAAGGCCCACCUGCUGCCCUGCGGCCACAGCCUUUGCCAAUCUUGUGUGCGAGAGGCCUGGGGCCCCCGCAGUGCAGAGCAAGAUGGCAGAAAGGGCCGCUUCGUGUGCCUGCAAUGCCAGGAGGAGCAGCGGGUGGUGCUGUGCGACUGCUGCCUGCCCACAGGGGAGAAGGAUGGUGACAGUGGAAGUGAUGGUGGUGGUUGUGAUGGAGGUGAUGGUGGUGGUCGUCAGGGCCGUGCCGUGGCGGUGAAGACCUGCAUGCGCUGUGAGGUCUCCCUGUGCACCAAACACCUGCAGCCACACCUGGACUGCCCUGCCUUCAGCUCACACCUGCUGGUGGAGCCACUGGGAGACCUGUCCUGCCGCAGGUGUCCCCAGCACAAGGAGCUGUUUCGUUACCUCUGCAGCGACGAUGGCCUGUACCUGUGUGCAGACUGCAUUCUAGAAGGGGCCCAUCGCCAGCAUCGUGUCAGGGGCCUGAAGAAGGUGGAGGAGGACUUAAAGGUCACGUUAAAAGGCCUUCUACAGAAAACGCAGGAUAAAAUAAAAGAAGGAGAGAAGAUUCUCAAGGGACAUGAGAAAACAAUCCGAACAUUAUCUGAGUCUGCAGAGAUGGAUAAGGCUCAGGCGGAUAGGCUGAGCUCAGGGCUUCAGCUGCGGGUGGAGCAGCUGGUGUCGGCCCUCACAGAGAGCACCCAGCACGAGAGGCAGGAGGCCCUGCAGAGCCUACAAGAGGAUGGGGGCCGGCUGAGGGCCGACCUGACCCAGACCGAGGUCAUCAACCACUACAUCACCGCACUGCUGGAGGAGAGAGACCCCUUCCUACUUAUCUGGGCAUUACAGUGUGAUGACUCAAAACUGAUGAACGACCUGAAUUUGCCAGUGUUCAGCCCGAAGUCUGCGGACAUAGAUCGAAAGCGCAUCCUUGAGUACCUGGAGCACAAGUACCGCGAGUUCAUCACAUCGACACUGCGCUGCCUCAGCGACCUCAAGAGAGAGCUGUGUAGGUGUCUCCACUGUUACCUGGGGGAGUUCUGCUCUUCAUUCAGUUCCACUGAUCCUCUACGCCAGGGGGUUUCUCAGUCCUGUUACUGAGCCUGUCCCCCCUUGUUUUUCAUCUUUCUGCUGACCUGAAUGACCUAAUCAGCUUAAAACACAUGAUUUGAAUGAAUUUGAAUUUGAAUUAGAAAUUGCCAUUUUUGUUACAAUGACAGUCAAGUGUACUUAGACCAGGGACUAGCAGUGGGGCUUCAGAAAUAUGAUUGAGAAGCUGUGGGCUACAUCCUCUGUUUCACUUUUUUCCUUUCAACUCUCCGCCUCCACCUUGCAGUAAGUAGCCCAAUCAGCCUGGACCAAAACUCCGCCCAC